GAGUAAUCAGUCAAUUUAGUCCCUAAACUAUCACUCUCUCACCAACUCAGUCCCUAAACUAUUAAAACCAACUAAAAGGUCCCUAAACUAUUUUUCAUCCAUCAAUUAGGUCCCUAAACUAUUUUCCAUCCAUCAAUUUAGUCCUCCGUUAUCUUUUCCGUUAACUAUUCUUUAAAACCCUAAAAUCCAAAAGCUACUUUUACGCUUAUAUCUCUCUUCUCGAUCAACUCUCUCAAAUCAUCUCAAUCUGAAAACCCUAGCGCCACCUAUACGCUCCAAUUCCGGUUGUCAUCGUUGUUUUAAGAUGGCUGAAAGUGAUGAUGAUACAAGUGAUGGAGGAAGGUUCUCUUAUCACUCAGAAGAACUUAGAGGGCCUAUUAGUUCAUCUGAUGAAGAGAAUAAAUCAGUGAGAGUUAUAUAUCCACAAUUCAAUGCUGAAGCUCAAUUUGGGGAAGUUAGGUUGGCUGUAGAGAUGGAGUUUGCAACUUUGGCUGAAUUUAAAAAAGCUGUGAAAGACUAUACCAUCCAUAUUGGAAGACAAAUCAAAUGGAUAAAGAAUGACAAGGUAAGAGAAAGAGCAAAAAGUGUUUUUGAGCAUUGCAAAUGGGAGAUACUUUGUUCGCGUAGUAGUAUAACAAAUAGCUUUCAAAUCAAGACUUUUGAAAAUACAACUCACUCAUGCCCAGGAACAUUCACGAAUAGUCAUGCUGAUAGAAAGUGGGUUAUUGAGAAGUUGGAAUUGAGAUUGAGACAACAGCCGUCUCUUAGCCAUAGUGAGGCUUAUUACUUGAUGAAAGAGGAUUAUAAUCUACAUUCGGAGGAUAGUAUGAUUUAUAGAUCACUUAAACAAGCAAAACAAAAUGUCGAGGGAUCUGAAAUUGAUCAGUAUGCUAAGCUAUGGGACUAUUGCCAUGAGCUAUUAUCCCAGAAUCCAGGUUCGACGGUGAAAAUGAGCACUAUACCACAACAAGAAGGGCCGCCAAUAUUUCACCGAUUGUAUAUAUGUUUUGAUGCUAGUAAAAGAGGGUUCAAGGAAGGCUGCAGACCUAUGAUUGGAUUGGAUGGAUGUUUUUUAAAGGGUUAUUUUGGAGGACAAUUGUUGACUGAUGUCGGCGGAGAUGCAAACAACCACAUUUUUGUCAACUCCAGGAUUAAGCCGAGGAUCACGCAAUGAAGGACCUUCUACUUAGUGCUUUUGUUUGAUUGUUGCUUAUAAUAUUUGGUUUUUUUGUAAUGAUGCAUGCUAGUUUUCUAGUAAUGAAAUUAUGGUUUAUGAUUAAUAUUGUUCUUUAGUUAACUAACUAUGGACUGUGAUUUAGUUAGUUCUUUUGAUGGAUAAUGGAUUUGUUGACUUAUGAAAUGAAUUUGAUGGAUUAUGGUUUAGUUGAUUUAUGUAAUGAAGAUUAUGGUUUAUGGUUUAAAUUAUGGUUAAGUUUGUUUUUUGGUUUUUGUUGAUUUAGCAGUAAUUUUUCAUUUGGUUUAGCAGUAAUGAAUUUGUGUUGUUACUAGGUAGUG
Molecule: messenger RNA, 1515 nt
Organism: Trifolium pratense (red clover)
Lineage: Eukaryota; Viridiplantae; Streptophyta; Magnoliopsida; Fabales; Fabaceae
Exons: 2
Coding region: 305-1174 (289 amino acids)
Source: RefSeq, a predicted model, not a curated record